Molecule: messenger RNA, 1127 nt
Organism: Triticum aestivum (bread wheat)
Lineage: Eukaryota; Viridiplantae; Streptophyta; Magnoliopsida; Poales; Poaceae
Product: TLC domain-containing protein At5g14285
Exons: 1
Coding region: 188-934 (248 amino acids)
Cellular component (GO): membrane
Source: RefSeq, a predicted model, not a curated record
AUAUGGCAAGCCAGGUCAGAGAGCGACGGCUCAUCACCUCUCACCCAAGCCAACCACAGAAUGACAAAUUCACAAUACUCCCUCCGCCAAGCUAACCCAUCCAAGCAAGCAACAGAAUUCCUCGUAUAAUUCUAGUAUAUAUCGUUCUAUCUUCGUCUCGGGCGAGCUUCAGCUGCACCGAUCAACAAUGGGAAUGGAGUACGCUUCAUCCACGACGGCGUCUUCCAUGUUCCUGCCUUUCCUUGCGAUGUUCGCGGCCAUCUACCUCCUCGGCUACUUCGUGGUCUUCCGGCGCUGGAGCCUGCAGCAGCGGCCGGACGCGUCGAGCUGCCUCACCUCGCUCUUCCACGGCACGCCGGCGACGCUGCUGGCGCUGCGCGCAGUGCUGUCCAGCCCGAGGGCCGGCGACCUCGCGGCGCCCAACAUGCCCGCCGACGACCUCGCCCUCGACUUCAGCACGGCCUACUUCACCGUCGACCUCAUCCACUACCUCGUCUUCCUGCCCCACGAGGUGCUCUUUGUGGCGCACCAUCUCGCCACGCUCUACGUCUUCGCCACCUGCCGCGCCGCCGUGCGUCGCGGCGCCUACGGGUUGCUCGCCCUGGAGGUGCUCGCCGAGGCCACCAGCCUGGCGCAGAACCUGUGGACGCUGGCCGGCAUGCGGCGCGCCGACUCGACGCUGGCCGCCAGGGCGCACGCCGCGCUGUCGCUCCCGUUCUACGCGGCUUACACGGCCAUGAGGGCGGUCCUCGGGCCGGUCUGGUUCGUGAGGAUGGUGAAAUUCUACGCCGCGGAUGGUGGUGUGCCGACGUGGGCGUGGGCGUCGUGGAGCGUGGUGAUUGGGUCCGCGAUACUGGUGAGCGUGCUGUGGGUGGGCAACCUGUGGUUCGUCUACUUCAGACAAAGGAUGGGGAGCAACAAGAAGGAACAAUGAUGGGCUCCUUAAUUUUAAUAAUUUUCUCAUAGGGUGUUUGGUUAGCUGAAAUGUUAAAAAAUUGAUGUAAGAUUUUAAGAUUUCACGUCAUAAUUCUCUUGUAAAACAAAUAAGUUUGCCAUGUUGUAGGAGAUUUGCCAUCCUCUAAAGCGAAAAUUGUCAUGUUGUAAAAGAAAUGACAGAAAUUUGUCAA